This is a messenger RNA of Entamoeba invadens IP1, 2076 nucleotides long. RefSeq lists its product as hypothetical. The transcript has a single exon. The record is from RefSeq and is a predicted model, not a curated record. Bases 1 to 2076 code for a protein of 691 amino acids. Lineage: Eukaryota; Evosea; Mastigamoebida; Endamoebidae.
AUGGAAUUGUUCAACGAGCCCGAUUUGACUCUGCUCGAUGUUUUUAUGUUAUGGAAGACAACAACAAUUCCUCGCGCUAUAAACAAACCGGACAACACUGAGUACUUUUUUUGGAAAGAAGUUCUAUGUAUGACUAACGAGUACAACGAAUACCUCACUCGAAAAGUCUUAACUGCACUUCAUAAUGAGUGGCUUUCAUACUCCGAAGACUAUAACUCAGUCAACACGGAACCUCAACCGAAGCAGAAACGUCGGAACAGUUUAGUUGAUGACAAGAAUGAAUAUAGUCCACCAGAGACUCCAAUGCUUUCUGGCAGUUUUUCUAUUCAACGGUCACGUAUUAAGUCACACUCCUUAGGAAAACAAGACGAAGAAAGGGUAGUUCUAUCUGCUCAACAUAUUCAACCCAAAGAUAAUAGAGAAACGCCAAGUCAAGUACAACCAGAAUUAACAUUGAAAAUUACUAAGAAAAUUGGUGUGUUAAAGAGCGUCGAAAGCUCUGUGAAGGUGACCCCGAAAAGCACUGUAUUUGAGAAACAAAUGAAUGAAGUCAAAAAUUUAAUUCCAGUUUCAAUAUCAGCAGAUCAGUUCAGUCGAUCGUUUGUCAAUCCUAAGAAUGACACUACUGAGUCCGACAACAACGAGUUAUUAGUCUUCUCUUCUCUUACACAUUCGUUGACACCUUCGGCUUUCCAGACAACUUCAAGACCAAAAAUGCCUUCGAAGAACUCCAUAAAGAGUAAAAGCUCCGAGUCAAUCACUUUCUCCUUCGACUCCGAGUUGGUUGCUCGCGGCGAAAUCGCGUUACGAGAGAGGAAGAAAAUAUUCAAACCAACGUUAUCAAAAACACCACAAAAAGUGUAUUUACAUGGCUCACCGCGAGAUACAGAGAGUUCUGACACCGAGUGGAAACUCAUUGAAACGAGAAUUCAAAGAAAGGUGAAGCGCUUUGAGAUCCAAGUCAAUGGUCGCGAUGUGCGGAGUGAGGACUUAGUGGAAAGGUACUUGAGAGGGAAGUUACAAAUGAUUAAGAGCGAAGGUGGUGGACUACGGUUUGAAGUCAAUUCGAGGUGUGAAGCGGUGUCGAUAGGAAGUUUGUCGGAGGCAUUACAACACAAUUGGAUUGACCGAUUUGUGGAGAAACAAGAGGAGUACUUCCAGGAUAUGACGAUAUUAAUGCGCAUCUAUCUGAACGCGUUGAGGCCUUUUUGUGAUUAUAGGAGCUGUGGCCCAUUAGCCAUUUCUGCGAUGAAAUCGUUGGACAAGAACGUCCCUCCGCUCAUAGUAUUGGAGCGACGUGUGAUGCGAAUUUUCACGAAGCGCAAAAACGUCGAAGAUGUUGUUGAGUGUAUUGGGUGGUACGGGAAAGAGUUUUUGUGUUACGAGUUUUACGCAGAGAAGAUGCAAGGGAUGCGCGAGCUCCUCGACUUGUCGAUGAAAAAGGAGGUUGUUGAAGCCAUUGAAUAUAACAAGAAGGAAGUUGAGAACAAAGGAAUCAAAGUUAAGGAUUUUGAGGAGAUACUGGAAGAGCCAAUGAAACAUAUUGGUCGAAUUGGGUUUGUCAUCAUGCGACUGCUCCUGUCAAUGCAACACCCUCCGCAGAGUGUGAUCAAGGCGGCUUCAAAUUAUAUAAAGGUAAUAAGUGUAAGUGGGUGUAAAUCACUGAAGAAAUUGAAUCACCUCACUGGUAUGGAUUUGAAAGCAGACAACCGAGAGGUAGUCUUCUUCGGAGGACUCAAAAUCACAUCGCGCGAGUUUCGUGGGAAAGACUGGGUUGAGUGUUUCUUGUUCAACGACAUCCUUGUCAUCGCCAAAAUUGAUGUGACGGAGAAGUACCGUUGUGAGAAGAGUACAUUACUCAAAUUUGAAAAUGCGCCGUAUGGAGAAGAACCGGAGUUAUUGGAGAAGUACUACUGUAAAGUUGAGUAUACUUGCAGUGUGAAGACCUUGAAAAUCUGUAGCGACAAAGGAUAUUCGUUCACUAUGAAUUCGAUGGUUUGUGUUUGUUUCAAUAUGGAGCAAAAGAAGUUGUGGACCACGGCAUUCAGAAGGGUUCAACCGUUAUUUAUGAUGUAA